Molecule: messenger RNA, 3846 nt
Organism: Seriola aureovittata
Lineage: Eukaryota; Metazoa; Chordata; Actinopteri; Carangiformes; Carangidae
Product: protein starmaker-like
Exons: 11
Coding region: 173-2860 (895 amino acids)
Biological process (GO): protein deubiquitination
Cellular component (GO): cytosol; nucleus
Molecular function (GO): cysteine-type endopeptidase activity; cysteine-type deubiquitinase activity
Source: RefSeq, a predicted model, not a curated record
UUAACAAGUGGCAGAAUAUUUUUCGUGAGUCGAUGAUAAGCAGAGGAGAAGUUGUUUUGUGACAUUCCUGCAAUGAUCUGAGGGAAAGUCUUCACAGUGCGACUCUCACAGCUGAAGCUGGCAGCAGUGUGGAAGUGGACUGAUAAAGUCUUCAAAAAAAAAAAGAAUCAAGAUGGCUGUCGUGCAAAGCGAUAGACAGUUUUUCAAGUACCAUGGGUUGGAGAACCAAGGAGCAACGUGUUACUUGAACAGUGUGCUGCAGGUGCUGUUCAUGACCAAACGCUUCAGAGAGGCUGUGGAAAGGUACACCAGUGGAAACCCUGAUCCUGAGCGUAUUGACUCUCAUCUUAAAGACGUGUUUGAUGACUUAAAGAAAGGAACAGCAUACACCUAUAACAUCACAAAGAGGCUGGGCAUCGAAAGAGUGUAUGAACAGCAAGAUGCUGCGGAGUACUUUGAGAAGAUUUUAGCUCUGACCAGUGAUGAGGCUUCACAGAUCUUCCAUGGAGAGUUGACACACAAGACCAUUUGUUCUAAAUGUCUCACAGAGAAAAACGCAGAUGGGUUAUUUUGGCAUCUUCCUCUUGAGCUGGUGGUUUCCUACAAUGAACACUACAGUGUGAUGGCCGGCACUGAGGAGUAUUUCAGAGAGUUGAACUUCAGUGGAGAAAACCAGAUGUACUGUGACCAGUGUGAUGACAAAUCUGACGCUACUGUUAAAUGUGUCAUAAAGCAUCAUCCAGAGGUUUUGAUGCUGCUGCUGAAGAGGUUUGAGUUUAACUACCAUUACAAGAUGUAUUUCAAAAACAACUGUGUUGUGGAUGUUCCCAGAACUCUACAGAUCCCAGAGAAUCAGACGUAUGAACUCUACGCAGUUGUGGAUCACUUUGGUGAUCUGAGAGGUGGACAUUACACUGCAAGAGUUAAGUCAGAGGACGAUGAGAGAUGGUAUAACUUCAAUGAUUCCAGAGUCUCAUUGCUUCAUUACCAGCCACUCCAGGUGGAUAACAGUGAGAGUCCCUGCAGCGCUUAUCUUCUUUUUUACAGGAAAAAGAAAACCCACGCUGCAGAACCUUGCACUCAAGACAUGAAGGAGGUGUCCACCAAUGGAGGUUUCCCACCUGCUGCCGGUGACAAUGACGACCCGUAUCAAGAUGAGAAAAAGGAAAAGGCGAAGAAAAGAAAGAGAGAGGAGGUCGAGGAGACAGUAGAAGUGGGUAAUGACACUGCAGAGGCUGCUUCCAUUGACACAAAUGGAGAUACAGGAAUUGGAGACACGGUCAGUGUCGGGUCCGUAGUUGACGUCAGACAGAGCCUACCACACAAUCAGCAGGAGUGUCGUGAAGAAAGGAGUGACUUGCGUGAUCAAGAUGCUGAAAAAUGUGAGAGAGGUGAGGGGAAAGUAAUGAGGGAUGAUGAAGAGGAGGAAGAUGAGACAGGAGCUGGUGAGCAGGCAGAAAAGAGAGAGCCGUCCUCUACAGAAACUCGUCCUGGAGAAAGCAGGGAGGAUCAGGACAGUUACCGUGGAGAACAAGUUUGUGUGAGCAUGCAGAGGGAUGAGGAAAGAAAGGUAAUGUAUGCAAAUAUAGACGAGAAUAGAAAGACUGCGGGUGAUGAACAGUCAGACAAGAAGGGAAAAUCCUUGACAAAAUACCCCAACAGAGAUGCAAAGGAUGAGGACAAUGAAGGAUCAGACAUUGUUAAACAUGUCAAUGACGACGAGGGAGCUAAACAGGAAGUUAGAGAAGAGAAUGACCUUCAACCAGUUAGGGCAGACAAAAAGGGAGAUGCGAAGGAGAUGGAAAAAGAUGUUAAAGAUGACGAGGGAGGAAAGACUGGGGCUGAUAAAGUCAUAUCAGGAAGAGGAAAGCUCUUGUCAAGAUCUGACCAUGACUUUUAUGAGUUUCCCAGGUCUGGUGAUAGAAAACAAAACGUAUCAGGCGAAGACGGUCAGAGGCGUAAACAGGGAGGAAGUAGCAGGUCGUAUAAAAGACAUGAACCAUCGAAAGAGGAGGGAAGGGAUGUUAAAGGAGACAAGGAACAAAAGAGAGGAGAUGAUGAACCCGCACGAAAGAGAAGAGCAUCAGAGAAACAACAACACUUCAGUCGGGAUGUAGAGGAUCAGAGCCGCGGAGUUGACGUUAGACUGAACAGACCGGAGCAGAACAUCAGCGUUACACAUAAAAGACAUGAAAGUGUGGGUGUGGAGAAACAAGUCAGAGAGGAGAAACAUGCAGGAGAUACUCAGCGUAUUCAAAUCAGACAGGACUCGUCUCUUAGACAAGCAGGGUCGGCAGGAAGGGGAAGCCUGACCGAGAAACGGAGAGGUGGCAGUGUAGAAAAGAACGGAAAUUCUCAGUCUACAGCUAGAGCUGAAUUUAAGGACGUAACAGUGGAAGGAGUUCAGGAGAGGGAAAGAAGCAGUGGCAUGGAAACUGUAGAGAAAAUUUCACAGGACAGUACAAAGAGGCGGGUAAAUAAUAGAGGGAGUAUUAAAGGAAAAGAUGAUCCAAAACCGGAUGGAGCGGUCACUUUGACAGAGGGUGUUCGCAGUAUAAACCUGAAUGAUUCACCUUUGCCAGAGCCGCAGAAACACAAAGCCAAGAAAGUCAGUGGAAAAGCAAAAGGGAAGAACGAGACAGAGAUCGUUCCUUAUUCACAUGCAAGAGAAGAAUCUGAUGCACAAACACAAGAUGGAGAAAAAAAUGUCACGAAAAAACGACAUAAGAUGAUGGGAGGAUUGUGGUGUUUGACGAAUAAGCAGAAGGAAAGAAAGAAAAAAACAAAAAAGAACAAAACCAUUGGGUGUUUUCCUAUGUUAAAGAGGAAUCGGAAAAAGGCAGAGUCGAUGUCGGAUUAAGAUCACUUCCUGUUUUACCACAGGAUUGUUUCAAAUGCAAAAGGUUUAAUGAGCGAGAGGGAUGUUUUAGAUUCAGGUGCUGCUGUAUUGCAUCAGCCUGUAAUAGAAGGUAACACAAGCAGACAGAAUCACCUUUAUGUUCAUUUAAUUUACAAUUAGCCUACACUCACUGACAUUGAUCACCCAGUGUUUGUGUGUUGUGUGUGACGUGUUGACCUGAUAUCUUCUAUGUUUUUUUUAAACUAAAGAUUAUGCAUCAAUGGAUGCCACAAAAUGUAACGUGUGAUUUCAGACAGUCAGAGAUCGAGUGAAGAAAUUACUUUCAAGUGUAAAUCUUUGCAUUAACACUUGUACGUGUUUUCUUAUUUCAAUGUUAAGUGGUGGUAUAAAUUAUUUAGCUUUUUGAUCUCAAUGUUGUUUACGAGUUCGUGUAAACCAUCACUGUCCACUGACUAAUGUUAUAGAUGCUUUGGAUUUUAUGUUCAUCACUUUGAAUCAAACCAAACGGUUGUUGUGUUGUCAUUUACCUUUGUCCCACUUGAGGGUUUCUGAUGGUGAUUUAAAUAAAUGAAUGAAUAAAUAAAUAUGUAUAUAAAAUAAGAAUAACAAAGCCUUGGACACCUGGUUUUUGUGAAAGGUCAUAGGUCAUGAUGGUAGGAGAGAUUUCCCUGCUGUGUAGUGUUGGAUUUUUAAAAACAGAGACACAAGUUUUUACAAUAAUUAUAUACAACAUUACGUUCAAUUUAAUCACACAAACCUUUUAUACUGUACUUGCCAGGUUACAGCUGAGUGUGGUACUGACAAAUCCAAUCUGUGAGCCUGUGUUCAGGAUUAUAAAUCAUCCCCCUUCACAUUAGCAUCUUUCCCACAGUCAUUUUGCCUCUCAUAGGUGUGUGGCCUGUUCUGCUGGUUUAAUUGCGAUCAUAUCAUGUAGACUUUGAAAGAACACUUUGUACCAGGAAAUAUUUCUUUGAAAUAAAAAUACC